This is a messenger RNA of Orycteropus afer afer, 2217 nucleotides long. NCBI's taxonomy places the organism in Eukaryota, Metazoa, Chordata, Mammalia, Tubulidentata, Orycteropodidae. The record is from RefSeq and is a predicted model, not a curated record.
AUGAGGCGCUGGCGCUUCACUCUCGUGCUUCUAGGGACACCAAAGCGUUGGUUGCCCUGCACCGCGGCGGAGCGGGUGGAGGCACUCCGGACUCCUGGUUACGAAGCUCCGCGCCUUUGUUUUAUUCCUACCCCUAAGAUCCAGACAUUUAAUGUAGAUGCGCCAUGCCAGACCGUGGAAGAUUUAACGAGUGGGGUUGUGAUGGCCCAGGUUCUUCAAAAGAUAGAUCCUGUAUAUUUUGAUGAAAAUUGGCUAAACAGAAUCAAAACUGAAGUAGGAGAUAAUUGGAGACUAAAGAUAAGCAACUUAAAGAAAAUUUUAAAAGGGAUCCUGGAUUACAAUCAUGAGAUUUUAGGUCAGCAAAUUAAUGACUUUACCCUUCCUGACGUGAACCUUAUUGGAGAGCAUUCUGAUGCUGCAGAACUUGGAAGGAUGCUUCAACUCAUUUUAGGCUGUGCUGUGAACUGUGAGCAGAAGCAAGAGUAUAUCCAAGCCAUUAUGAUGAUGGAAGAAUCAGUUCAACAUGUUGUCAUGACAGCCAUUCAAGAGUUGAUGAGUAAAGAAUCCCCUGUCUCUGUUGGAAAUGAUGCCUAUGUUGACCUUGAUCGUCAGUUGAAGAAAACAACAGAGGAAUUAAAUGAAGCUUUGUCAGCAAAAGAAGAAAUUGCUCAAAGAUGCCAUGAAUUGGAUAUGCAGGUGGCAGCAUUGCAAGAGGAGAAAAGUAGUUUGCUGGCAGAGAAUCAGGUGUUAAUGGAAAGACUCAACCAGUCUGAUUCUAUAGAAGAUCCUAACAGCCCAGCAGGAAGAAGGCACCUGCAGCUCCAAACUCAGUUAGAACAGCUUCAAGAAGAAACAUUCAGAUUAGAAGCAGCCAAAGAUGAUUAUCGAAUACGCUGUGAAGAAUUAGAAAAGGAAAUCUCUGAACUUCGGCAACAGAAUGAUGAACUAACCGCUUUGGCAGAUGAAGCUCAGUCUCUAAAAGAUGAAAUAGAUGUUCUUAGACAUUCUUCUGAUAAAGUUGCUAAACUGGAAGGCCAAGUGGAUUCAUACAAAAAGAAGCUAGAAGAUCUUGGUGAUUUGAGGCGGCAGGUUAAACUAUUAGAAGAGAAGAAUACUAUGUAUAUGCAGAACACUGUCAGUUUAGAGGAAGAGUUAAGAAAAGCCAACGCAGCUCGCAGUCAACUUGAGACAUAUAAAAGACAGGUAGUAGAACUGCAAAAUAGAUUAUCUGAAGAGUCAAAGAAAGCAGAUAAAUUGGAUUUUGAAUAUAAGCGACUGAAAGAAAAAGUAGACGGUCUUCAAAAAGAAAAGGAUAGGUUAAGAACAGAAAGGGAUUCUCUGAAGGAAACCAUUGAAGAGCUUCGUUGUGUACAGGCUCAGGAAGGGCAGCUCACAACUCAAGGAUAUUUGGAGAUUCUAUUAUCUUCAGAUUAUCUGUCCUUAAAAAAAAAGGAGAAACUUAUUCGUCUUCAGCAUGAGAAUAAGAUGUUAAAAAUUAACCAAGAGGGUUCAGACAAUGAAAAAAUUGCCUUGUUACAGAGUCUUCUAGAUGAUGCAAAUUUACGCAAGAAUGAACUGGAGACAGAGAAUAGGCUGGUGAAUCAAAGACUUCUGGAAGUCCAGUCACAAGUUGAAGAAUUACAAAAAUCUUUACAGGAUCAAGGCUCAAAAGCUGAAGAUUCAGUUCUUCUAAAAAAGAAGCUUGAAGAACAUCUAGAGAAGCUGCAUGAAGCCAAUAAUGAGUUGCAGAAGAAGAGAGCCAUUAUUGAAGAUCUGGAACCAAGAUUUAACAAUAGCUCAUUAAAAAUUGAAGAAUUACAAGAAGCUUUACGGAAGAAAGAAGAGGAAAUGAAGCAAAUGGAAGAACGAUAUAAAAAAUACUUAGAGAAAGCCAAAAGUGUUAUCCGUACUUUAGAUCCUAAACAGAAUCAAGGAGCAGCACCAGAAAUCCAAGCUCUUAAAAAUCAACUCCAGGAACGAGACCGACUGUUUCACUCAUUAGAGAAAGAAUAUGAGAAAACAAAGAGUCAAAGAGAAAUGGAGGAGAAAUAUAUUGUUAGUGCCUGGUAUAAUAUGGGAAUGACUCUGCAUAAAAAGGCUGCUGAAGAUAGACUUGCUAGUACAGGUUCAGGGCAGUCAUUUCUGGCUAGGCAAAGACAAGCAACCAGCACAAGAAGAUCUUACCCUGGCCAUGUUCAGCCAGCCACAGCAAGGUAG